CAGCGCAACCGCUUCAGAAAUUAUUCUCGCACAACCAAAAUGCCGAAGGAAAACAAACACAGUCGAGGUCGACGAGAAGAGAAGAAGCUAAAGAGGAAGAGGGACAAUGGAGAAGAAGAGCCGGUCUCCAAAAGACAGAAAUCCGAAGACCCCGCAGACGACCCCGAAGUCCAGAUUCUAGGUACAGACGAUGCGAUCCAACCAGAUGGAGAAGAAGGCGGAACUGCAGAACGACCAUUCUAUGGCAUGCUCGAGGAUGAAGAGCAGGAGUACUUUCGGCGAGCAGACGAGAUGCUGGACCUGAACGACUUUCCCUCGCCAGAAGACCGUUCACUCUUCCUUGCGAACGUAUAUCGAGAAGCAGAAGGCAAGGAGUUGAAGAUUGCAUGUAGUCAAUCAUGUUCAAGACUGAUGGAGAGGCUGAUAUUACUGAGUACGGUGGAGCAAAAGAAGAAGCUCUUUGAAAAGUUCGCUGGAAACUUUCCUCAUCUGAUACAGCACCGAUUUUCGAGCCACUGCUGCGAGACGCUGUUCAUUCAGUCUGCUCCUGUCGUCACAGAAGAACUCACAGCAGAUUACAAGAAGGAAGAUACGGAGGAAGAGGAGACAAAAGAGGUUGCUACCAUGGAAAGUCUCUUCCUACAAACUCUAGACGAGCUUGAGGGACAAAUGACCUUUCUCCUCACCGACCGCUUUGCCUCUCAUACUCUUCGAGUCCUCCUCGUCAUCUUGUCUGGUCGACCUCUCGAAAAGAGCUCUACCCGCACUCUGCUGCAAAGCAAGAAGAAAGAGAAGAUCACAGUCACAGGCUAUGAUUCUACACCUACGGAGCUCUCGCUCAACAAACGUGCUGUUCCUUCUUCCUUCCAAUUCGCUGUCGACAAGAUCAUCUCCGACACAAUCGCUACAAUGGAUCAAUCAUUCAUUCGAAUCUUAGCCACACAUCCCACAGGCAAUCCUACACUACAACUGCUCUUAGAAUUGGAACUUAUAAAUCCGAACUCGAAGAAGGAUGUAAAUGCUGAUCAGAAAACUAUCAUCUCUGCUCUUCUACCAGACGACAUUACAACCGAGAACAGCGAAUCGGCAACCUUUGUCAAUGGCAUCUUAUACGACGCCAUAGGUUCUCGGCUCUUGGAGACAAUAUGCGCCUUCGCUCCUGGAAAGCUCUUCAAGCAGAUAUACAGAACCGUCUUCAAGGACCGAAUAGCUGCCAUUGCAAGAAACGAAAUUUCCUCAUACGUUGCAAUGAGAGUACUGAACCGUAUCAGCAAAGAAGACCUCGAAGAAGCAGUCACAGCCAUCAACCCUCAGAUUCUGGGCUUGGUACAAAGAAAUCGGACAAUGAUCAUCAAGACACUCAUAGAGCGAUGCCAAGCACGAGGCGUCGAGACGGUUUCUCUAACUGCCUCCAUAGCAGCAGCCUACGACUCGGAUCCAUCUACUCUCGUCCUGAAAAUGGCAUGCAUAGACGACAUCUCCUCUCUCAACCCAGCACCCGUAUCAAUCACCACCGACGGCAGCGAUCCAAGUCCGACCCCAACCACACAACCAAAAUCCACGCCCUCCCAACUGCAUGGCUCCCUUCUCGCCCAAUCCAUGCUCUCGAUCCCCGGGCCCCCCGCAACUCUCAUCCAAAAGUCCCUCCUCGCCCUCCCCCACGAAACACUCCUCACCCUAGCCACAUACACAACGACCUCCCACAUCCUGCAAACGGCGCUCCUCCCCACGCUGUCAAACACCAUCCCAUUCCGCCGAAAAAUAAUCAACACCCUCCUCUUCCCCUCCUCUCCCUCCACGACAAACCCAAUCCUCCACCUCGCGCUCUCUCCAACCGGAUCCCACGUCCUCGACGCCCUCCUAACAUCCACCUGCGCCCCGACCGCAACCCACACCUCCGCCCCGCUCUUCAUCCUCGCCGAACGGAUCGCUUCCUCGCUACUAACCCACGAGCACGAGCUGCGCGACUCCUUCACAGGCCGGAUCGUGGUCCGAAACUGGAGUCUCGAUCUAUUUAAGCGCCGGCGCGGGGACUGGGUUAAGAAGGUGAAGGCGGCUGGAGCUGAAGCUGUUGCUUCGUUACCUUCUUCUGCUCCUACCGAGGAACUUCCCGAGAAGAAGGAUAAGAAGAAGAAGAAGAACACAUGGGGAACAGAUGUGGUAGAUCCAACAAAAUCAGCGAUCCAGCUCGCGAGAGAGAAGUUCGCUGUUGAGAAAGCGAUGAAGGGUGCUAAUCAGGGUGGUAGGGGUAAUAGGGGCAGUGGUGCUAAUGCUGGGGUGGUGGUUGCUAGCAAAUGAUGGGCAUGCCAUAGCUGAGAUG
This is a messenger RNA of Mollisia scopiformis, 2320 nucleotides long. Its product is annotated as ARM repeat-containing protein. The transcript has a single exon. Gene Ontology annotation, molecular function: RNA binding. The coding region runs from base 40 to 2298 and encodes 752 amino acids. The record is from RefSeq and is a predicted model, not a curated record. Lineage: Eukaryota; Fungi; Ascomycota; Leotiomycetes; Helotiales; Mollisiaceae. Gene Ontology annotation, cellular component: nucleolus; preribosome, small subunit precursor; 90S preribosome. Gene Ontology annotation, biological process: endonucleolytic cleavage in ITS1 to separate SSU-rRNA from 5.8S rRNA and LSU-rRNA from tricistronic rRNA transcript (SSU-rRNA, 5.8S rRNA, LSU-rRNA); endonucleolytic cleavage to generate mature 5'-end of SSU-rRNA from (SSU-rRNA, 5.8S rRNA, LSU-rRNA); endonucleolytic cleavage in 5'-ETS of tricistronic rRNA transcript (SSU-rRNA, 5.8S rRNA, LSU-rRNA).